CCACGUGGGCGGAGUCAGAGUUAAAGGCUGCCGGAACCUAGCGCCGGAAGUGCGCGCAGCACCCCUGCUUGGAGGCGGGACAGGAAGUGUUCCUGAGGCGGAAGUUUCGCGGGGAACCUUUUGCCUUUAGGACACUUCCUGUUUCCUAGUAACAAUAGGAAGUGUCCGCGGAGCUGGGGCCAGACCCCGAGCUCUUAGCCGCUGUACUUUCUUUCCCCUUAUUUCCUUCCUCUUCUCCCUUAUUCUUUCAGUCUUAUCCUCCCCAGUGGCCUUCCUGGAACUCUGGAUGAGUGUGCGUGUGUGGGAGCGCGAGAAGCCUCCACAACCACUCCUUGGGGCGCGCGGCUGCAGUUAGGGCCCUUACACCAGAGGAAGAUGGUACUGCUACCCGUCUGCUCCUGAAUCUCCAGAUUUCUGUCAUACAUUGCCUCAUGGAGGAUACACCCCUCUCAUUCAGUUGCUCUGACUGUCAGCGCCACUUUCCCAGUCUCCCAGAACUUUCACGGCACCGAGAACUGCUCCAUCCAUCUCCCACUCAGGAUAGUGAGGAGGCUAUCCCUCGGCCCUACCGCUGUCAGCAGUGUGGGCGAGGAUACCGUCAUCCAGGGAGCCUGGUCAACCACCGUCGGACCCACGAGACUGGACUUUUCCCCUGUGCUACCUGUGGCAAGGACUUUACCAAUCCCAUGGCCCUCAAGAGCCACAUGAGGACACAUGCUCCUGAAGGCCGCCGUAGGCGGAGGCCCCCUAACACCAAGGAAGCCAUUCCAUAUCUCCAGAGUGAGACAGUGUCUACUGACUCUUGGGGCCAGAGGUUUGGUCCUGGAGAAGGGUGGGAAAACCAAACAAAACAUACAAAAGAGAUACAUGAUUGUGAGUCUGGACCUGACCCCAGGACAACUCCAGGCACUUUGGAAGAUAUAACCACCAAACAAAGAGAAGGCUGGGAAAGCCAGCCAAAUCCUGAGGAGGGCACAGAGGGCUGGAGUCCUACCACUCCCUCUGCCAAAGCCCCACCUCUUCCCACUCCAGCAAGCAGCCUCCUUAGCAAUUUGGAACAGUAUUUGGCUGAAUCAGUAGUGAACUUUACAGGGGGCCAGGAGCCUACUCAGUCUCCUGCUGAGGAAGAGCGGCGGUAUAAAUGCAGUCAAUGUGGCAAGACCUAUAAGCAUGCUGGGAGCCUCACUAACCACCGUCAGAGCCAUACUCUGGGCGUUUACCCUUGUGCCAUCUGCUUUAAGGAAUUUUCUAACCUCAUGGCUCUGAAGAACCACUCCCGACUCCAUGCCCAGUAUCGGCCUUACCACUGCCCCCACUGCCCUCGUGCUUUCCGGCUUCCCCGGGAGCUACUGGAACACCAGCAGUCCCAUGAUGUUGAAAGGCAGGAACAGCCCUGGGAAGACAAUGGGUUGCCCACCACCAACGGGCACACAAAUGAGAGUGCCCAGGACCAGAUACCUACUACACAAGUGCUGAAUGGCUUGGAGCUCAGCAUGUCUGGGGAGCUCGAAGAUAGUGGCCUGGAGGAGUACCGGCCUUUCCGCUGUGGAGAUUGUGGCCGUACUUACCGCCAUGCUGGCAGCCUCAUCAACCAUCGAAAGAGCCACCAGACUGGUGUCUAUCCAUGUUCAAUCUGUUCCAAGCAGCUGUUCAAUGCAGCGGCCCUGAAAAACCAUGUGAGGGCUCAUCACAGACCGCGGCAAGGAGCUGGGGAUGAUGGGCAGUCAUCAGUGGCACCAACUGCCCUGCUGUUAGCUGAUGCCACUCACAAAGAGGAAGAAGGCUCCACCACUACCCUAGACUAUCGCCCAUAUAAAUGCAAUGAAUGUGGCCGGGCUUACCGCCACCGGGGGAGCCUGGUUAACCACCGCCACAGCCAUCGCACAGGAGAAUACCAGUGUUCACUCUGUCCCCGCAAGUACCCCAACCUUAUGGCCCUGCGCAACCAUGUCAGAGUACAUUGCAAGGCUGCUCGAAGAAGUACAGACCCAGGAACCAAGGGUCCUCCCAGCCACCUCAAGGUGCUGCCUAACUCAGUGGGAGCAGAGCCAACCCCACACACAGGUGAGGGACAUAUGUGCAGAAGUGAAGGAGGGACUGUCGGUAUCCCAACAGCAGAUAAAACAUCACCACUAAUAUGUAGUAUCUGUGGGAUGCUUUUUGAAGAUUGUGAGAGCCUUGAACAACAUGGCCUGACCCAUAGGGAAGGGGAAAAUAAUAGGACAGAGACCACAGUGUCACCUCCUAGGGCAUUUGCCUGCAGAGACUGUGGCAAGAGCUACCGACACUCAGGCAGCCUUAUUAACCACAAGCAGACCCAUCAGACAGGAGACUUCAGUUGUGAGGCUUGUGCCAAACACUUCCACACCAUGGCUGCCAUGAAGAGCCAUUUGCGACGCCACAGUCGACGGCAGAGCAGGCGUCAUCGGAAACGGGCUAGCAGUGAGGCAGAAGCCAAGUUCCCGCUAGAGGGGCCUUGGGCUCAUGAAGUUGAAGACAGCGUUGGCCUGGAUUCUUCCCAAAACACUUUAAGGAAAAGUCCUUGUGAAACUAAAGACAACUUGGAAAAUGAUGGACACUGUUUGCAAGCUCAGUCUGAAGGUGACCAUUGUGGGCUUGAGAGGGAUGAGGCCUGUUUCCAGAGUGAUAAAGAGAGGAGAAGCACUGAAGACGGACUGGAAAGGAAGGAGACCUGUUUCCUUGACAAUUUAGACAUCCCAGGUGAUGAGGAAGCUAGUGGGACUCGCUUCUCUGAUAACCUCCCUGGGGUAAAUGAAAACCAGAAAACCACUGGUGAGCCUGACUCAUCUUCCCACUGUGCUGAAACUGUUACCAGCUGGCAGACUGAGGUCACUCACAAAUGUUCUGACUGUGGGCAUUCUUUCCCUCAUGCCUCUGGACUGCUGAGCCACAGGCCCUGCCACCCACCAGGCAUCUAUCAAUGUUCCCUCUGCCCAAAGGAGUUUGACUCUCUGCCUGGCCUGCGCAGUCACUUCCAGGACCAUGGGCCAGGGGAGGCAGCCUCAGCACAGCCCUUCCUCUGUUGCCUCUGUGGUAUGAUCUUUCCUGGGCGGGCUGGCUACAGGCUUCACUGGCGCCAGGUUCACAGCUCCUCUGACAUGACUGAGGGUUCAGAGGAGGAUGGAGAAGAGGAAGGAGGAACAGAGGUGGCCUCUACUCGUAGCCCUCCACUGCAGCUCUCAGAAGCAGAGCUGCUGAAUCAGCUGCAGCGGGAGGUAGAAGCACUGGAUGGAGCAGGUUAUGGGCAUAUCUGUGGCUGCUGUGGUCAGACCUAUGAUGAUCUGGGGAGCCUGGAGCGUCACCACCAAAGUAAAAAUUUGGAGAAUACCAUAGACAAGGCUCCAAGUCAUUUAGAAGCAUUAGGUGAUGUCACAGAGAUAGCUGCAGACAGUGUCCUUGAGGACACAGUGCCUUCUAUCUCUGGAGAGGGUGAAGACACAAAGUCAGAAGAGGGAGUGAAUGAUACAGUUGUAGACAGCCUUGGCAUGCAGGUUGGUGAAAGUUUUCUAGAAGUUCACCCUCGUCCCUUCCGUUGCAACCAGUGUGGUAAGACCUAUCGCCAUGGGGGAAGCCUGGUGAAUCACCGCAAGAUCCACCAAACUGGAGAUUUCAUUUGUCCUGUCUGCUUCCGCUGCUAUCCCAACCUGGCUGCCUACCGUAACCAUCUGCGGAACCACCCUCGCUGCAAAGGCUCUGAACCCCAAGUGCGACCCAUCCCAGACAUCGGGUUCAGUAGUGAGCCCCAGAGUGUGGCAGAGAGAGAGCCAGAGCCGGCAGAGAGAGAGUCAGAGCCAGCAGAAAUGGGAAAGCUGCAAGAAGAACUUAAAGAGGAGCCCCUGGAGGAUGUGGCAAGGGUGAAAGAAGAGGAGUGGGAGGACACCCCUAUGAAAGGGGAGGAGGUAGAGUCUAUGUUGGAGACAGCAGAGAAGGGCUGUCAGACUGAGACCAGUUCUGAGCGGCCUUUUAGCUGUGAGGUGUGUGGCCGCUCAUACAAGCAUGCUGGCAGCCUCAUCAAUCACCGGCAGAGCCAUCAGACUGGCCACUUUGGCUGCCAGGCCUGCUCCAAGGGCUUCUCAAACCUCAUGUCCCUUAAGAACCACCGACGCAUCCAUGCAGACCCUCGGCGUUUCCGCUGCAGUGAAUGUGGGAAAGCCUUUCGCCUGCGGAAGCAACUGGCCAGUCACCAGCGGGUUCACAUCGAGCGGCGUGGCAGUGGGGGGACCAGAAAGCUGAUUCGGGAAGAUCGACCCUUCCGGUGUGGACAGUGCGGUCGGACCUAUCGUCAUGCUGGCAGCCUCCUGAACCACCGGCGCAGCCACGAGACAGGCCAGUAUAGCUGCCCUUCUUGCCCCAAAACCUACUCCAACCGUAUGGCCCUGAAGGACCAUCAGAGACUACAUUCUGAGAGUCGGUGGAGGCGGGCAGGGCGGUCCCGGAGGGCAGCUGUGCGCUGUGCUCUCUGUGGCCGUGGCUUUCCUGGGCGGGGAUCUCUAGAGCGGCACCUGCGGGAGCAUGAAGAAGAGACCAAAGGGGAGCUGGCCAGUGGCCAGGGAAGCCCAAAUGGCAUAGAGCGCAGUGAGGGGAACUUGGCUAACAACCAGGGACUGGAGGGUAGAUCAGGGGGUACUGAGUCUGUACCUCAGCUAGAGGAUGAAGCCCUGAGGCCAGAAGAGCAUACUCAAAAUCCAAGGGGGACAGCAGAUUCAGAAGCCACAGAUGCACUGUCCUGGGGCAUGGGAAAAGAGGGUGAGUGGCAAGGAGAGAAGACAUUGGCAAAUCACAAUGGAAGUUGGGUUCCUCAGGGUCAGAUAUUGACCAAGCCAGAAGACCAGCCAGAGAACAGUGUCUCCAGGAAUCCUUGUCACCUUGCUGACAGUCAGUCCAAUGGACCUAGUCUAAGUCACAUGGACAGCUGGGAUAAUGGAGAUGGCUGCUCUCAGCUCCAGCCAGAGAGCCACUCCUAUUCCUGCUGUCAGUGUGGCAAGACCUAUAGCCAAUCAGAUGGCUUCUUGAACCAUAACACCCACAAGACAGACCUCCACUAUUGCCUGCUCUGCUCUGAGGAGUUCUUAAAUCCCAUGGCCACUAAGAAUCACAGCCGUAACCAUAUAGCUGCACAGGCUUUUUCCUGCCCUGACUGUGGCAUAGCUUUUGAGUCCUACCAUGAAUUGAACACUCACUUGCAUACUCAUGCCACGGGUCACAGUCAACUGCCAAAUCAGAUAGAAGAGGCUGGAACUGUAGAGGACAAAGUGGAUCUCCCUGGUCAAGGGAAAGCUCCAGAGGCCCCAUCAGAGGCCCUCAGAGCCUCAGGAGAGGAUUCCAAGCAAGCUAGUGGAGGGCAAGAAACAAACCUCACAGGGGCUGACGACAAGGAGCGGCCCUUCCGCUGUGCCCAGUGUGGGCGUUCUUACCGCCAUGCUGGCAGCCUGCUUAACCACCAGAAGGCCCAUACCACCGGCCUCUAUCCCUGCUCCUUGUGCCCCAAACUUCUGCCCAACCUGCUAUCUCUUAAGAACCAUGGCAGGACCCACACAGACCCCAAGCGCCACCGCUGCAACGUCUGUGGCAAGGCUUUCCGGACAGCUGCCCGGCUGGAGGGCCAUGGGAGGGUCCAUGCACCCCGAGAGGGGCCUUUCACCUGCCUCCAUUGUCCCCGUCACUUCCGCCGUCGAAUCAGCUUCUUGCAGCACCAACAGCAACAUCAGGAGGAGUGGACGGUGGCCAGCUCUGGAGCUCCAGUGGCACCAACGGCAAGCAAAGGGGACAUGUCAUUGCCGGCUCCAUCUACCCCCACAGCCCCACUCCUGGACCCUUCACCCCAGUGGCCUGCGGACCUCAGUUUCUCCCUCUGAACUUCUGAGUCUCCAAAGAUCAGAACAUUGGAGAGCGGGUGUGGGCAGGGGCGGGCUUGACCUCCAUGUUUUGCUCAGGAGUAGCUUGGGCAUCCCCAGCUCCUCUCUCUCCCAGUGAUAAGCACCCGGAUCUGGCUGCUUUCCUGAGAAGGAGUCCUUGUCGUUGAAGGAUCUUCCUCCAGCCUUUGUCACCAUGUUCUGCCAUGGUGCCAGGCCACCUUUGCCAACUAGAUUGCAACACCAGGGAAAGGCAGGUUCAGAGAGAGCCAUUGGUAGGAAUGUUGCCUGUGAAAGGGGAGCCUUUUGCUACAGUUUGUAACUUAUUUUCUAAAGUCUAUUUUGUAACAAUUUAUUUAAGUUUUAAAAAAGGAAAAUUGCUCCCCCCAAAAGAAAUUUUUAAAACAGG
This is a messenger RNA of Octodon degus (degu), 6282 nucleotides long. RefSeq names its product zinc finger protein 646 (gene Znf646). The transcript is spliced from 3 exons. The record is from RefSeq and is a predicted model, not a curated record. The coding region runs from base 432 to 5876 and encodes 1814 amino acids. Lineage: Eukaryota; Metazoa; Chordata; Mammalia; Rodentia; Octodontidae. Gene Ontology annotation, molecular function: DNA-binding transcription factor activity, RNA polymerase II-specific; RNA polymerase II cis-regulatory region sequence-specific DNA binding. Gene Ontology annotation, biological process: regulation of DNA-templated transcription.